UGAAGAUGAGCAGGAAACUAGUUUGGAGGCAACCGUUCAAGAACGGCUUACAGCAUUCAAUUCACCCAUUCAAGAUUAGACCGCUGUCCCACCAACAAGCUCGAAAUGAGGGUCCUUUUAAUCUCAUUCCUUGUACAUUUUGCUUUUGCCCAAAAUUGUCAACCCGGUCCGUGUACCCGGAUUUUGGGAUUGGUUUACAAUGCCGAAUUGGACCAAUGCGCUUGGCCUGAUGAAGUGGGUUGUUCUCUGCAAGAUCUGGGAUACAACGCCAAUUGCAAUGGUUUGGGUGCUUUUGAUUUGAAGCCAGUGGAUUUUGAGGUGAAUGGGAUCCCUGCGGAUCGAACCUCAGACCAAUACUUCUUGGUCUGCGUACCGGAAACGACAGAGGAUGACCGGAUUAGUGAAAGAGCAUAUUCCACGGGAGAGCCUGUUCCCAGAUUACUCGGUUGUCCAGGGAGCUACUACUUUGAUCCAACAAUAGGGACUUGCCAAGAACCUUAACAACGUGGAUCAAUAACUGAAUGUAUUAUAGACUUGAUGUAAUAAACCAACAAACUUUUCUGCCAAA
Molecule: messenger RNA, 568 nt
Organism: Tigriopus californicus
Lineage: Eukaryota; Metazoa; Arthropoda; Copepoda; Harpacticoida; Harpacticidae
Exons: 3
Coding region: 106-501 (131 amino acids)
Source: RefSeq, a predicted model, not a curated record